Messenger RNA from Alternaria atra, 1710 nucleotides. RefSeq lists its product as uncharacterized. Lineage: Eukaryota; Fungi; Ascomycota; Dothideomycetes; Pleosporales; Pleosporaceae. The transcript is spliced from 7 exons. The record is from RefSeq and is a predicted model, not a curated record. Bases 1 to 1710 code for a protein of 569 amino acids. Gene Ontology annotation, molecular function: transmembrane transporter activity. Gene Ontology annotation, biological process: transmembrane transport.
AUGCCUCUGGGUAUCUUGCAAGAUUACAAACUCGAACAUGUCCCGGGAACCGCCCCGUUGAGCGAGCUUGGUCGCAUUGAUCUUGAGAUCACGACUGAUGUUGACCGUGGACUGCUCAAGCACGAUUCUACAGGGCAGAUUGUACUCGUGCCGCAACCCUCUGAUUCACCCAAUGAUCCGUACAAUUGGCCAAGAUGGAAGAAGGAGAUGUUUACGGUCGUCAUUGCGUAUGGAUGUGGUUGUGUAGGAGCCGUCGGCCCGCUGCUAACGCCGGCUUUUGUACCACUGGCGGAGCAGUUCAACGUACCAUUACAGAGGUUUACACUAGGUGAGCUCGAUGCCCAACGUCUACAGCAUCGCAAGUGCCAAGCUAACAUAUGGUUCCAUCAUUUCCUAGGCUGUAAUGGUUCUUGUAUCGUCGCCAUCGCAUUUGGCAGCCUCUUGUGCAACACGCUAGCCGUCAAAGUUGGGAGACGACCGGUUUAUCUUAUAACUACGCUGGGGUUGGCAGUGUCGUGUUUCUGGGCCGCAGAGUCCACUAGCUUUCCUUCUCUGGCAGCGGCUAGGGCAAUCCAAGGGUUGUGCAUGGCACCGUUCGAGGCACUCAUCCCAGCAUCGGUCGGAGACAUCUGGCAUGUACACGAGCGCGGGUUUCGUAUGUCCAUCUUCAAUCUUGGUGUCCUCGGUGGUAUUAACCUAGCGAGUCCAAUUGCUGGAUCCGUCAUUCAAUACGGCUCUUACCGCAUCGCAAUGCACGCAAUGGGUGGUGCCUUCGUCGUCAUGCUGCUCCUCGUCUUUCUCUUCAUGCCCGAAUCCGCGUACCACCGCCACGACGUUAUCAACAUUGAUACAAGUUCCAAAACUGUAGAAACCGAUGCGAUGGAGAAAGAGAAGGCUGUUGAGCGUAUCGAAGACCAUGCGAUCCAUCCAUCCGUCUCUUCGGAGCCUGCGGACCCAUACAUCAAAACCCUUAUGCCAUGGUCCGGUUAUUGGGACCAUGUAUCCUUCUGGCGCACGUUUCUGCGCCCUUUUGUGUUGAUCAUAAGCCCUGUCGUCAUGUGGGCUACCUUGCUCUUCACCAUAUGCAUAUCCUGGCUAGUUUUGAUCUCGAUCACGUUGUCGCAGAUUUUCUCCGCUCCGCCGUACAAUUUCUCCGUAAGCGCGGUUGGCGCAACAAAUGUCUCGUCGUUCGUAGCGUCGUUACUAGCCACGCUGGUAGCCGGACCGAUCAUCGAUGGUGUGGCGAAGUUCAUGUCGACGCGCAACAACGGUACUUUCGAACCCGAGUUUCGCCUACCAGUAAUGAUCACUUAUUUGAUCUUCACUGCAACCGGAUUCUUUGCCUGGGGUCAAUCGCUCUACAACCAAGACCCAUGGCCUAUUCCCGUGAUUGUCUGCAUGGGCCUGAUCAACCUAGGUGUUCAGCUGGGUACCACCGCAGUAGUGACCUACGUCUCCGAUUGCCACCGCGAGCAAGCCGCCGAGGCCUUUGCCAUAAUGAACUUCAUUAAGAACCUAUUCGCAUUUGGUCUGACGUUCUAUGCAAAUGACUGGAUUGUGGUACAGGGUGUAAGAGACGCGUUUUACGUUAUUGGCGGAACUACUAUUGCGGUCACACUGGCGACGAUUCCAAUGUACAUCUACGGCAAGCGAGCGCGGAGUUGGGUGAAGAGGUGCGGUGUGCUUGAUAGUGUUCUCAAAGUCGAGUAG